AUGGCUACCAAGAACGAAAUCGCUGCUGAACACGGUCUCGCAGGACACGAUUCCCACGUCACCGACGGCACCUACACCAACGGUAACAAUGGCAACAAUGCCGCACCUGGAUAUACAGGUGGUGGAGGACCCAUGGCAAGGUUCAUCACUCCAGGUGGUCAUCCAGUAGAUACCAGUCAACCUGCUUUCCCAGUGUUCCACAGGAAGUUUGCCAAUCCUGCUCCAUUGGGUUUAUUGGGUUUCGCCGGUACCACCCUACUCUUGUCAUUCAUCAACGUCUCAGCUAGAGGUGUCACGGUACCCAAUGUAAUUCUAGGUAUGGCCCUAGGUUACGGUGGGUUGGUUCAGUUAAUUGCCGGAAUCGAAGAAUGGGCUUGUGGUAAUACGUUUGGUGCUACCGCUUUCUCAUCUUACGGUGGUUUCUGGUUAUCUUUUGCCGUACUCUACAUUCCCCAAUUCGAAGUCACCGCCGCCUACACCGACAAAGGAAUGCUCGCCAAUGCAUUGGGUUUCUACCUCGCCGUAUGGGGUAUCAUCACUUUCUUGUUCCUUAUCGCGUGUCUUCGAUCUUCUAUGGCUCUGGUAGGCGUGUUCUUCUUCUUGGAUAUCACCUUUUGGCUCUUAGCCGCUGGUGAAUUCACUGAAUCAGCCACGACCCACAAAGCAGGUGGUGCUUUCGGUAUUAUCACCGCUUUUGUCGCCAUGUACACCGCUUUAGCAGGUCUGCUCACCAAAGAUACUUCUCACUUCUUGAUCCCCGUUGGAGAUCUCGCAAGAGUAGGUAAAUAA
Messenger RNA from Kwoniella botswanensis, 789 nucleotides. RefSeq lists its product as uncharacterized. Bases 1 to 789 code for a protein of 262 amino acids. Gene Ontology annotation, molecular function: acetate transmembrane transporter activity. The transcript is spliced from 5 exons. NCBI's taxonomy places the organism in Eukaryota, Fungi, Basidiomycota, Tremellomycetes, Tremellales, Cryptococcaceae. Gene Ontology annotation, cellular component: plasma membrane. The record is from RefSeq and is a predicted model, not a curated record.